AUGGACCUUAUUGCUGAGCCAAAUUUGAAGGAGUUGAUCAACUCCACCACUCACAAAUGGAUUUUUGUUGGCGGAAAAGGUGGUGUGGGAAAGACAACAUCUUCUUGCUCGAUUUCAAUCCAAAUGGCUCUGGCGCAGCCAAAGAAACAGUUUCUACUUAUUUCGACAGACCCAGCGCAUAACUUGAGUGACGCGUUUGGGGAGAAAUUCGGCAAGGACGCCAGAAAAGUGACCGGGAUGGACAACCUUUCAUGUAUGGAAAUUGAUCCAUCUGCUGCCUUGAAAGACAUGAACGACAUGUCUGUUGCGCAAAACGACAAGAACGACGGUUUUAGUGAUCUUCUACAAGGCGGUGGCUUAGCUGAGUUAACUGGGUCAAUUCCGGGCAUUGAUGAGGCCCUCUCGUUUAUGGAAGUGAUGAAGCAUAUUAAAAGACAGGAAGAAGGAGAAGGCGAAAAGUACGACACUGUGAUUUUUGACACAGCUCCAACGGGACACACCUUGCGUUUCCUACAACUACCACAGACACUUUCGCAGCUUCUGCAAAAGUUUGGUGAGAUAGCAGGCCGAUUCGGUCCUAUGCUGAACUCGCUCACCGGUGGCGGCCAGAACAUGGAUAUCAUGGGAAAAGUGGAUGAGCUUAAAGCGAACGUUGAAAAGAUAAGAGAGCAGUUCACUAACCCUGACAUGACCACUUUCGUUUGUGUUUGCAUUAGUGAGUUCCUGUCUCUGUACGAAACAGAGCGUCUCAUUCAAGAACUGAUGUCAUACGAGAUGGACGUGAACUCGAUUAUUGUUAAUCAGCUGCUUUUUGCUGACGACGAUGCUGAACACAACUGCAGAAGAUGCCAAGCCAGAUGGAACAUGCAAAAGAAAUACCUGGACCAAAUUGGUGAACUUUACGACGACUUCCACGUCGUGAAGAUGCCCUUGUGUGCUGGAGAAAUUAGAGGCUUGAACAACCUGAAGAAGUUUUCUCAGUUUUUGAACAAAGAGUACGAUCCCGUGGCUGAUAACAAGAUCAUUUACGAGCUCGAGGAGCAAAAAUGA
Lachancea thermotolerans CBS 6340 is the source of this 1050-nucleotide messenger RNA. It is a transcript of the gene GET3, whose product is annotated as guanine nucleotide exchange factor GET3. Gene Ontology annotation, molecular function: ATP hydrolysis activity; ATP binding. Lineage: Eukaryota; Fungi; Ascomycota; Saccharomycetes; Saccharomycetales; Saccharomycetaceae. Gene Ontology annotation, cellular component: GET complex. The transcript has a single exon. The record is from RefSeq and is a predicted model, not a curated record. The coding region runs from base 1 to 1050 and encodes 349 amino acids. Gene Ontology annotation, biological process: post-translational protein targeting to endoplasmic reticulum membrane.